AUGUGCGCUAGUAAAUGUUGUAAUACUGAAAAAAAUAUAAAGACAUGUGAAUGUUCAAACAAGAUAAGCAAAGGUCCUGGAUGCGUCUCUGAAGGUAACAAAUUCGCUGACUGUGUCUGCGAAAGUGGUAAAUUCGGUUGUGAAGAUGGUAAAUGUGUCUGCAAAUGUGUUUGUAAGAAUGGCAAAUGUGUUUGUGAAGGUGGUGAAUGUGUCUGCAAAUGUGUCUGUAAGGAUGGCAAAUGUGUUUGUGAAGGUGGUGAAUGUGUUUGUGAAGAUGGAAAAUGUGUCUGCAAAUGUGUUUGUGAAGGUGGUGAAUGUGUUUGUGAAGAUGGAAAAUGUGUCUGCAAAUGUGUUUGUAAGGAUGGUAAAUGUGUUUGUAAGGAUGGUAAAUGUGUUUGUGAAGAUAAAAAAUGUGUCUGCAAAUGUGUUUGUGAAGAUAAAAAAUGUGUCUGCAAAUGUGUUUGUGAAGAUGGCAAAUGUGUUUGUAAGGAUGGAAAAUGCGUCUGUAAAUGUGUUUGUGAAGGUGGUGAAUGUGUCUGCAAAUGUGUCUGUAAGGAUGGCAAAUGUGUUUGUGAAGAUGGAAAAUGUGUCUGCAAAUGUGUUUGUGAAGGUGGUGAAUGUGUUUGCAAAUGUGUUUGUGAAGGUGGUGAAUGUGUCUGCAAAUGUGUUUGCUAA
Molecule: messenger RNA, 675 nt
Organism: Saccharomycodes ludwigii
Lineage: Eukaryota; Fungi; Ascomycota; Saccharomycetes; Saccharomycodales; Saccharomycodaceae
Exons: 1
Coding region: 1-675 (224 amino acids)
Source: RefSeq, a predicted model, not a curated record